AGAGCGCAGCAAUCUCUAUAAGUUCAGAAGCCCGACAACACUCGACAAUUUAGUCGGUCAACAAAUAAGAGCUGCGCAGCCAUGACGCGGUGUUUGGCGGUGUUUACGCUAUACCUCAGUGCAGUGUUUGCUGCUCCAAGUUUGGACCCUCAGCUAGACGACCAUUGGCAUCUAUGGAAGAGCUGGCACAGUAAAAACUUCCACGAGAAGGAAGAAGGCUGGAGGCGAAUGGUUUGGGAGAAGAACUUGAAAAAGAUUGAAAUGCACAACCUUGAACACUCCAUGGGCAAACACUCUUUCCGUAUGGGAAUGAACCAUUUCGGUGACAUGACGAAUGAGGAGUUCAGGCAGCUUAUGAAUGGCUACAAACACAAGACUGAGAGGAAGUACAAGGGAUCUUUGUUCCUUGAGCCCAACUUCCUUGAGGCCCCAAAACAAGUGGACUGGAGGGAGAAGGGCUACGUCACUCCAGUCAAGGAUCAGGGCCAGUGUGGCUCUUGCUGGGCCUUCAGUACCACUGGUGCCAUGGAGGGCCAGCACUUCAGGAAGACUGGCAAACUGGUGUCCCUGAGCGAGCAGAACCUGGUGGACUGCUCCCGACCCGAGGGUAACCAGGGCUGCAACGGCGGCCUCAUGGACCAGGCCUUCCAGUACAUUCUGGACAACAAUGGCCUGGACUCAGAGGAGUCUUACCCAUACCUGGGAACAGAUGAUCAGCCUUGCCACUAUGAUCCUCAGUACAAUUCGGCUAAUGACACUGGCUUCGUGGACAUUCCCAGCGGGAAGGAGCAUGCCCUGAUGAAGGCUGUUGCUGCAGUGGGGCCGGUGUCUGUGGCCAUCGAUGCUGGUCACGAGUCCUUCCAGUUCUACCAAUCUGGAAUCUACUAUGAGAAAGACUGCAGCAGUGAGGAGCUGGACCAUGGUGUUCUGGUAGUGGGCUAUGGUUAUGAGGGCAAGGACGUAGAUGGGAAGAAGUACUGGAUUGUCAAAAAUAGCUGGAGUGAGAAAUGGGGAGACAAAGGAUACAUCUACAUGGCCAAGGACAGGAAGAACCACUGUGGCAUCGCAACUGCUGCAAGCUAUCCUCUAGUGUAGUGCCCUGGAUGCAUCCGGUUGUGAAGCUGUGUGAAUGUUUCAAAAGGGUUGCGACUACACUGUAGCCUUAACGAGCCCUGGGUACAAGCAGAACCGGUCAUGAUUUGCGUGGCUUAAUGAAACACUGUUUUAGGGAAUUUAUGAAAUUAUGCUUUUUUUAGUGGAUUUUUUUUUUUUUUUUUAAACUUUUAGAUUUUAACAGGGGGCCUUGUAAAUAUUGGUCGCAGUAAAUGCUACUCCAGUCUUUUUAAAUGUGAAUGACACUUUGCGUUUUUAAGUGCAGUGUAUAAAUACAAAUGUUUGUUUUAUAUACGUGAUUGAUUGAACCUUUUAAAAUAGUUCUCCUUAUUGAAGUAGGCCCCUGAAGUGGCGGAGGUUCUCCUUUCCAUUCCAUUUCCUGUUGGUAUUACAGUUGGGUGGUAGGGGUGCGUUGCCUUUGCACACCCCUUUUGUGCACCCAUUUUAAAGUCAUCACAAGCAGCCUGAUGGCCAGUUUUAAUGUCACCAUGGAUGUGUUAAAGCCUGCUCCUGUAAGCUUACUGGAAUUGUCUGUGUGCUCAUAAAUAUGGUGUGUAACCCCUCAGUGCGGAGACCGUAAUGUGGGAAGGGCCGAUUGCAUUGCACUUGAACUGUGAUGCAGCGAAUCGCCACUUCCUGUUGAAUGUAGUGCACUCACUGUUGGUUUCCCAGGAAAUGAUUCAUGCAAAUAAAAAUGAGCUGUACAAACAAGGAA
This is a messenger RNA of Megalops cyprinoides (Indo-Pacific tarpon), 1828 nucleotides long. RefSeq names its product cathepsin L1-like. Gene Ontology annotation, cellular component: lysosome. Lineage: Eukaryota; Metazoa; Chordata; Actinopteri; Elopiformes; Megalopidae. Gene Ontology annotation, biological process: immune response. The coding region runs from base 82 to 1095 and encodes 337 amino acids. Gene Ontology annotation, molecular function: cysteine-type endopeptidase activity. The transcript has 8 exons. The record is from RefSeq and is a predicted model, not a curated record.